Molecule: messenger RNA, 759 nt
Organism: Oncorhynchus masou masou (cherry salmon)
Lineage: Eukaryota; Metazoa; Chordata; Actinopteri; Salmoniformes; Salmonidae
Product: cilia- and flagella-associated protein 251-like
Exons: 2
Coding region: 265-636 (123 amino acids)
Source: RefSeq, a predicted model, not a curated record
CGAGACGCUUCUUCAACGAGAACAACACGGCUAGUGAUUCAAUCAGCUAACUGUUAGGUAUCUUGCAAGCCAACAUACAACCGGAACCUUUACGUUUUUUUAGACCGUUUCGGGGAGUUAAAAAUACAUGUAUGUCGUAUCCACUAGUUACCCCUUAAUUUUCAUGUCUACAUUUUUAUUAGUCAACUAGCUGUCUGGUUAAGUUAGCAGUAGCCUAGUCGCUAAUGAUAUUUAGCUAACGUUACCUCGCUAACAACCCUGACCAUGAGCUCACUAACAUACUCCCCCCCUGUUGAAGAAGAAGAUGUCUGUCGGACAGAGAAGGAGAAGGAAGAUGAGGCUGUUACAGUGAAAGAAGAAGACGUUUUUGUGAAAGAGGAGGAGGAUGUUACUGUGAAAGAAGAGGAGGAAGAUAAAAAUGACGAUGCUGUAUUGGGCGUGAAAGAGGAAGAGGAGGAGAUGACUAUCACAGUGAAAGAAGAGGAAGACGUUUUUGAGGUGAAGGAGGGGGAGAUUACUGUCACAUUGGAGGAGGAAGAGGAGGAGGUUGGAGAUCUGAUUAACACCCAUUCUGCCAUUACUCUCCUAAAGUUGCCGGUAAUACACGAGGAGUUGGCAACCUUUCUCUUGGAAUGAGAAACGGCCAUUUAUCUUACCAUUUCUACCGAUCUGCGUACCAAUUGUUUUUUUUCAUAUGCACAGUUUCGUGGAACAGUUUCAUUUAAUUUAUAAUAACGUGUUCAUGUCUCUAAAUCAUUG